This is a messenger RNA of Erpetoichthys calabaricus (reedfish), 8575 nucleotides long. RefSeq names its product baculoviral IAP repeat-containing protein 1e-like. Gene Ontology annotation, cellular component: IPAF inflammasome complex. Lineage: Eukaryota; Metazoa; Chordata; Cladistia; Polypteriformes; Polypteridae. The record is from RefSeq and is a predicted model, not a curated record. The transcript has 26 exons. The coding region runs from base 332 to 8539 and encodes 2735 amino acids. Gene Ontology annotation, molecular function: cysteine-type endopeptidase inhibitor activity involved in apoptotic process; ATP binding. Gene Ontology annotation, biological process: pyroptotic inflammatory response; detection of bacterium; defense response to bacterium.
CUUGCUAUACCUUUGUGCACGAUUAUGUAAUUACGUCCUCACCGGUUUUAGCGGAGCACCUGACAGACGCGCCUUAUGCGGAAGUGCUGCGGGCUCCAUCGAAACUGUCGGAGAAAACAGAAAAAUCCAAAACAGUCAAGUCGAUUGACAUAAAAGGAUAUGAAAGCUCAAAGGCAUAUUUUUUAACUUUCAUCCUGCCUAACCGGCGAAGCAGCAUGACCGAGUUUUAAAACCGAAACUACGUGGAGGUCGGCGAAUGGCCUGAGGGGAAAUUAACACUUUGGAGGGGGAGGAGAUCGUCUUUUGGCAUUCAGCUCAGUCUUCUCUGAAAAUGGCUGAAGGAAAGGUCGCUUCUUCCCUUGAGGACAGAAAAGAAAAUGCAGCUCCAAAGCAUAUUGACCCUUCUAAGUUACAAACGCUGCUUUCCUCACUUAAUAUCGACAUGCAUCAAUAUGCAAAAAGAAUGGAAAAGGACUUUGAAAUGAUCUGUGCACAGUUACCCCAGGGCUGUAACUAUGCAAUGCGGAGUGAAAUCAAGAGGCUGAUGACGUUUGACAAUCUGGAAUCAUAUUCUUCUUACUCCCCUGAGGAGAUGGCUAAAAAUGGCUUCUUUAGUACAGGAAUCAAGUCCAGCAUUCAGUGCUUUUACUGCGGAGUGGUACUUUGCACAAUGAGUAUAGAAAAGGACCCAUAUGUCUCACAUCUGGAAUUCCAGCCAAACUGUGACUUUAUUAGAGGAUUAGAAGUUGGCAAUAUACCAAAAUACGAAAUCAAAUUGCAAAAAAAUAAAAAUAUCGAUUUGAAUAAAGCUAGCCUGUACUGUUUGGAAGAGAGAAGGGUUGAGUCAUAUAAAGACUGGCCAGGUUUUUCUAAAGUUGCUGUGAAUGAAUUGGCACAUGCUGGGUUUUAUUUCACAGGACUGCGUGAUGAAGUUCAGUGUUAUUCCUGUGGUGGGAGUUUAGCACAUUGGGAAGAAGGGGAUGAUCCUUGGAAAGAACAUGCAAAAUGGUUCCCAGAAUGUAAUUAUUUACAAACAAUGAAGUCCACAGAGGAAAUUGAAAAUUUUUCCAGAAAUUAUGAUGGGUUUUAUGGUGUCUCGGAAAAACAUUACUGCUCAGAUAUUUGGACAGAUGUACAACCAAACAUCACAACUGCCAAACCAGGAAACAUUUCAAAAUUUCCUUCAAGCAUCUUCCAAAACGAAGACUGCCGGAAAGAGUCAUUUAAUGUUCUACCAAAUGUUGAAAAGAGUGUUAUCAAAAUGCUUGCUGAAGCAGGGUUUUUCUAUACAGGUCAGGAUGAUACAGUGCAGUGCAUUAAAUGUGGUGUUACAAUCAAUGAAUGGAGGAGCUCUGAUAGUGAGCCGCAGGAAAUUAAUGAUAAGCAUGAACUGGGCUGCCAGUUUUAUGGAACUCCAAAUCCACAACAAGAGAAAAAUAAGGAUUCAGUCAAAGAAGCUCUUUUAAGCAAGACAGAAGAUGAUUUUCAUUUGCAAGAAAACAUGCCUCUGCAAGAAACCAGGCCAGAUGAGUGGCACCAAGAAGCAAAGAGACUGUGCAGUGGGCUGAGGAAUGUGUAUAACGAUUCAACCUUUCGAAAAAUCACCCCAUUCACUGAUUUUGAGCAUGUGUCUCCAGAUUUAAAGCAUGUGUUUGCCUGUCUGCCCCUGAUCUUGAAGGAUGUGAAGAAUCAGCCUGUGCAGAAUGUGUGUCUCCCUGUUCUUCUUAGAAAUCUGAGCUGCAUCACUGUCAUUGAAGGGGAAGCUGGAUGUGGAAAAUCAGCAUUGCUCAGAAAGAUUGCCAUCCUGUGGGCAUCUGGGAAUUGCCCUGUGUUACAGAGAUUCAAGCUGGUAUUUCACCUUUCCCUUAAUUGUCUUCAGAAAGAGCAGAGUUUGUCUGCCAUGAUUGCUGAGCAGCUUGGCACAGUAGGAGUGUGCCUGAGUGAGGAGUUCAUCAAGGAGUCAAUCAGGAAGCUGAAUAACCAGGUCUUAUUUCUUUUGAAUGACUGUAGCACUACAGAUGCAAUUCCACAUUGCAUUGAAGACCUGUUACUACAGAAUCACAUCAAUAAAGUCAGUGUGGUGAUUGGCAUACAAACACACAGAAGUGCUAAAGUGCGGCAUUGUGCCUCUAGUGUCCUUGAAAUCAACACUUUCCCGGUGUUUAGUACCUUAUACAUUUUAAAAAAACUUUUCUCUCACAACAUCAGGCUGGUGGAGGAAUUUACUGUAGAACUGGGCCAUUCCAAGACUUUACAAGAAAUUAUUAAAACACCUCUUUUUGCUCUUAUUAUAUGCUAUCUUUGGAUCAAGCACCCAAUACCUAACUUCCAAAAGAGUGUUGUUUUUAGACUCUAUAUGCACCACAUUUUGCAAAAAUUUUCUUUUUCGUCGGAAAGGUUGAUAGCUCUGCUUUCUUGUGUAGGAGAUCUUGCAAUAGUUGGGCAUUUUAAUCAGCGUUUUGAAUUUAGCAGCAAUGAUCUCAAACAAGCUGGCAUUGAUGAAAAUGAAGUCCUAAAUAUUGGACUGCUGAGCAAGUUUACAGCACAGAUGUUGAGACCUGUGUACAAGUUCUUUCAUAGUCACUUUCAGGAGUUUGUGGCAGGUAGGCGACUUGCUGAGCUACUCCAAUCAAAGUCAACAGAGAGUCAAAACAAAGGCUGGCAUUAUCUGAAGCAAAUUGAUACCUACCUUAAAGUGAUGUGCAAUUACAAGAACUUUUUAGAAUACACAUGCACUUCUUCUCCAGAUGCCGCUACUAAAAUCAUUUCCCACGUGCUCAAUCUUGCAGGCAGAAAAGAAUUUUAUGAUUCCAGUUCUGAGAGCAACAAGAACUUACAGCCAUAUCUAGGUCUAUUCUUUACAGAAGAAAUGUUUAAAAUAUCUGUGCUUAAUAGAAUUGGGGAAGAUUUUCUGGUUGAGAUGCUUCUGAAUCAGGUGGUGAAUAUGACUCGUAUGGGUAACUCCACCACAAACUGUGCUCCUUAUAUUUUGAAGUUCCUUACUGGAAAGAGCCUACAAUUCUCAGCCACAGCAGGCAUUCAACCUUUAGAUUACUUCCUUGAAGAAUACCCAGAAGCAUUGGGAUUGUUUAGUCAUAUGGAAAUAACCAUUCAUGGUAAAAAACAUGUAAAUCUCCCUGAGUUAUACAAGAACUGGAAUUUGGUUACUCCACAGGAGAGACCCAUUGUCGAAGAAGAAUUUUCUUCAGUUUAUCAAGUUAUAAGCAGUGUUACUGAGAAGAUGACAGCUGACAUCAAUAACUUCAAUAGUUUAACUGGAAUGACUCAGAGACUUCUACCCGACUCAAAAAUACGUGUCUUUUUAAAAGCUGCAGAUAAAUAUCAACUCCCCGUCCUGAAGCUCAAUAUACAAAACUGUGGUAAACUCAUAGAAGAAGACUUUUUGAAUCUAAUGGCAGUGAUUGCGGCAUCUCAUCAAGUUGUGCUUUGUAUUCAAAACAGUGAAGGUUUUCUUGAAAGCAUUCAAUUUAUCAUUGAAGUCUACUUCAGACGCUUUCAAAACAUUUGUAUUAUUGACAGUGAUUUAACAAGAAAUGAAGAAGAGCUGGUUAUGUCUAUGUCUUCCCUAGAAUCACUUGAACUGAAGUUCACAAAGGUACCAGAGCUCCUGAUUUCAAAUUUGGACAAAUUAUCAUUUCUUAAAGAGUUGUCUUUGAUUGGGCCAUCAAACUGGCAGAUAUUUAAUAAAGUACCAGAUGAUUUCUGUAAACUUCUUUCCAUGGAAAAACUUGUCAUACAGCAUGUGGACAUGCAGCGGGAUUUCAACAGACUUGUGUCAUUUAUUCAGCAUUUUCAUAAGUUGAAGGUUUUCCAUCUGCAGUGUAAUUUCUGCCCUGGGUUUAUUGACAUUAUUACCUCUCUAACUAUGUGCUGUGACUUGGAGAGUAUUACCUUUGAAGGUUUUUUCUCGAGAGAUGAAGACAUUUCUGCUUUUGCAUCGUCCUUACCAAGCUUUAAAAAACUGAAGGUCCUGGACUUGAGUGCCUAUGGGAUGGGGACAGAUAUCAGCAAGGAAGUAGCUAAACAAUUUGCUUAUGCCCUGGGGUUUCUUGAGUGUUUGGAAGAACUGCUGUUUCCAGCAGGAGCAGGCAUGAAGGAUGCUCUCUCAACUGCAAUUCAACAGUUCCAGAAAUUCCCUCAUCUGAAGAUUCUGUCAAUAGGCAAUUGUAUGGAGGACACAAACCUAUUUGAGCUAGCAACAACUGCAAAAGAAGGUCAUCUUCAAGCCUUGCAGAAACUGGAAUUGCUCGCUAACCAUAACACCACAGACUUGGGCUGGAGGAACUUCUUUCUCACCUUUGAUCGGACACCUCACUUGAAGGAGAUUGCCAUGAGCAGGAUGUACACUCACAACCUGAAACCGAGCGCAUCUACAGUUCGGGCUUUUGUGCAGUGUGCCUCACGGCUUCCCAGUCUCAUUAACAUAGUCAUGAUUGGCUGGCUGCUGGAUACAGAGGAUCUGCAGCUGUUUGAAACCAUGAAGAAAGAGCAUCCCCAGGCCAAAUGCUUACACAUUGACUUAAAGUGGACUGUGCCUUUCUUACCAAUCAUUAAGAAAGAAACCCUUUAUGGAACCUGCAGUAUAGGAAGGCAGAUAGAACUUUGUUUGUCCCUUGAGGAAAAGUUAAUGGCAGAAGCAGAACCUUCACAUGCAAUGGACCCAUUCAAAGUAAAUACAAUUGCUGAGCAAUUGGCACAGAAAUAUGAUCGCAUUAAAAGAAUCGGAUUAUGGUUAAAUCAAGGCUCAUGCUAUGUGCAGGAAGAACAAGAGAAAUUUAAAGAAGCACAGGCCAGAUUACAUCAAGGUUAUAAUCCAAAGAUGAGAAGUGAAAUAAGCAGGCUGAAAUCAUUUGAAAAUUUAAAGUCCUAUUCAUCUUGCUCUCCUUCAGAGAGGGCUAAAGGAGGUUUCUACUGUACAGAAGACGGAUCAUACAUGCAGUGCUUUUGCUGUGGGUUUGUACUUUUAGGAACACCCCAGGAUAAAACCCCAUACAUUUGCCAUCAGGAAUUUCAGCCAAACUGUGACUUUAUUAAAGGCUUAGAGGUGGGCAACAUACCGAAAUAUGAAGUUCGAGUUCAACAAAAUAUAGACAUUGACCUUGACAAAGUACAGGUCUACAGCAUAGAAGAGAAACGAGUCGAGUCCUACAAAGACUGGCCAAAUUAUUCCAAAGCAGACCUCAUCAGACUGGCGCGGGCUGGGUUUUACUUUACAGGAGUUAGGGACACGGUGCAGUGUCAUUGCUGUGGUGGUACACUGUCUCAUUGGGAACAAGAGGAUGAUCCAUGGAAAGAACAUGCAAAAUGGUUUCCAGAAUGUGAGUUUCUACAAUCAAAAAAAUCCUGGGAUGAAAUUGCACAUCUCAUAAAAGAAUAUGAUGGAUUUACUGGUAUAUCGGCAAAGCAAUACUGUCAAGAUGACUGGAUGAGCUCUCCUCAGGACAACAUGCCUAUAACUUCAGUAACUAGACCAGAAAAUGAGUGGCUUCACGAUGCUAAGAGGCUGUGCAGUAGCCUAAGGGAUGUGUACAACACUUCUGCCUUUCGAAACAUGGCCCAAUUCUCUGAUUGUGCAACAGUGUCUAUAGAUCUGAAACACAUUUUUGCCUGGGUGCCCAUGGUCAUGAAAAACAUAAACAAUCAACUCAUGCAGAAAGUCUCUCUUCCCAUUCUACUGAAAAAUCUGAGCUACAUCACAAUGAUUGAAGGGGCAGCUGGAAGUGGAAAAUCAGCAUUGCUCAGAAAAAUUGCCAUCCUGUGGGCAUCUGGGCAUUGCCCUGUAUUACAGAGAUUCAAAUUGGUCUUUUACCUUUCCUUUACUGGCCUUCAGAAGGGCCAAAACCUGUCUGACAUGAUUGCCAAGCAGCUUGGUAUGGCACAAGUGUGUCUGAGUGAAGAGCUCAUCAGAGAAUCAAUCAGGAAGCUGAAUAACCAGGUUUUAUUUCUUUUGGAUGACUGUGGUGUCACAGAUUUAAUACCCCAUUGUAUUGAAGAUCUGAUGUUGCAGAACCACAUCAAUAAGGUUGAUAUGGUGAUUGGUAUUCAAACGCACAGAAGUGCCCGUGUGCGACAGUAUGCUUCAAGAAUCCUUGAAAUGGGUCCAUUCCCAUUUUACAGCACUUUUUAUAUUUUAAGGAAGGUCUUCUCACAUAGCAUUGUGCUGGUUGAGCUAUUCUUCGUAGAGCUUGGCCUAUCACUUUUGCUUCAACAAAUACUGAAAACACCUCGUAUGGCCAUUAUCAUAUGUGACCUGUGGAUCCAGAACCCUAAUCCGCGCAUUGAAACUAGAAAUAUAUUUGAAGCCUAUCUACAUCGCUGUGUACGGAAAUACCCUUAUGAAACAGAAAAGCUAGAAAAGUUAGCCUCUUGUUUGGGAGACCUUGCAUUAGAGGGGGUUUUCAGCAACCGUGCGGACUUUGACAGAGCAGAUCUUGAACAGACUGGUAUCGAUGAGAACAAAGCCCUCUGUACAGGACUGUUGGACAGGUGUACAGCACAAAGGCUGAGACCUGUGUACAAGUUCUUUCAUUUUCACUUUCAGGAGUUUGUGGCAGGUAGGAGACUUGGUGAGCUACUUCAAUCAGAGUCUGUAGAAAGUCAGAACAAAGGUUUACAUUACCUGAAGCAAAUGGACACAUUCCUCAAGGUGAUGUGCAGUUACAAGCUCUUUUUAGAAUAUACAUGCAUGUUUUCUCCUGGCGUUGCAGUUAAAAUAAUUUCUCAUAUACUCAGUCAUGCAGAUAAAAAAGGAUUUUAUGAUUCUAAAAAUGACAGCAGCAAAGUGUCUAAGAAUUACCUAGAUGUAUGCCUUUCCCAAACCCUGCUGACAGGAUUAUUUCCUUCCACUUUUCUAGAGGAUUCAGCCAUUUUCAGCAACCUUUUAAAAUACAUACUGAAUCUUGUAUAUAUCGCUAAAUCUGCUGAUGCUGCUGCUCCUCACAUUUUGAAAGCCCUCACAGGAAAAAGUCUGUGUUAUUUGCAUCACUUCUUUUUAGAUUACCCUGAAGCUUUAUCAGUGCUGAGAGAGUUUAAAGUUAAUAUUAAGGGAGAGAGAAUGAUGAAGACCUUGGAAUAUUCAGGGAUGGAAGAUACCUUUUCAUUCCUUGGCAGACCUGUUGUUAAUGAAGAGCUUUCAGCAGCUUAUGCAUAUACAAAUAGUUACAUACAAGAGAUGAAAUCAAAAGUUGAUAACAUAAACAAGUUUCUGAAUAAGAAAACUGGCCUAUCUGGUCAAAAUCUACACAUUUUCAGUAGAAUGUCAAACAAAUACAAGAUACCGAUGCUCAACCUUGAAGUAGGAAAUACAGAGCAACUGGAAGAAGAUGACCUUAACACUCUGCUGGCAAUAUUUGCUGUUACUGAACAAGUUAAAUUGACCCUGGAGGACAGCAAUGGAUUUCUUGAAAGCAAUCAGUCUGCCAUUAAUAUGUACAGAGGUAUUUUUAGAGAAAUCACUAUUUUCUGUCAUCAUUUGAGAAGAAAAGAGGAAGAGCUUAUUAUAUCUAUGCCAUUCUUGGAAUCCCUACAAUUAACAUUCACUGAAGUGCCAGAACUCUUGAUUUCAAAUUUGGAUAAGCUGACAUCACUUAAACAACUGUCCAUCACUGCAUUAAAUGAGGUGGACAUAGUUGGUAAACUACCUGAUGGUUUCAGCAACUUACUUUUUAUGGAAGACCUAAAAAUGAACAAUGUGAACAUAAGGGAUGAUUGUAUCAGAUACGCUUCCUUCAUUCAGCAUUUUAUAAAGCUGAAGUGUUUUCACCUCAAGUGUAAUUGGUCUGUCAAUUUUUCUCCUAUUGUUGAAUCUCUGGCCUCGUGUGAGGACAUGGAGAGUCUCUGCAUUGAAGACCGUGCUUUUUAUCCAGAUGAUGUUUCUGCCCUUGCGUCUGCUUUGCCAAACUUUAAAAAGUUGAAGUUCUUAGACUUCACAGGCACCCACAUUGAUAAAUCAGUGAAAAAGACAGCAGCGGAAAAAUUAGUUGAAGUUGUGGGGUCCCUGGUUUAUCUGGAAGUGCUGAAGUUUCCUCAAGGUGAUGGCAUGAAAUCGGUAUCCUUAAGUGCCAUUCCACAACUUCAGAAGCUACCAAAUCUGAAAGUUUUAUCCAUGCAGAUCUGUCUAGAUGACAGUAGCAUUUAUGAAUUGGCAAAAAUAGCUAAGGAAGGCCAUCUUCAAGCACUUCAGCAGCUUAACCUAAAUGUUAACCAUGAUAUCACCGACUCUGGAUGGAGAAGCUUCUUCCUGAACCUGGAUAAGGUGCCUCACUUAGCCACUCUACUUGUCAGUAGGAUGUACACCCAUAAUCUGAAACCAAGUGCGUCAACAAUGAUGGCUUUCGUUCAGUGUGCCUCAAGGCUCCCAAGUCUACUUACUGUCAAUAUGUCUGGCUGGUUGUUAGACACAGAAGAUGUACAGUUAUUUGAGACCAUGAAGAAAGAGCACCCUCAGGCAAAAUGUUUAAGUCUUAACUGGAAAUGGCUGGUGCCAGUCUUGCCAAUUAUAAAGGAAGACACCUUUUAGUGAUGAUUGACAGAAGUUCAGAACAAAUUCAAAGCU